AUGCUCUCGACUAUAGCCAAGCGAGGCAUUUGUUUUACGCAACCGGCGCGUCGUGGAUUCCACGGUACAGGGCUGAUUUAUUCUUCUGAAGAUUCUGUAGGUCGUGCAACUAGACUUCAUUAUGCGCAUCGUCGAGUACCCGAGACUUUUGGGAAGCUUGUUGAGCCUGAGCAACAACAACAACAGGAAGACUCUUCCUUGGACAUAUUGGCUGAGCCUGCUGCAGCAUCCGAAAAAGUGCGAGUAGUUCCUCUUGAGGCGUUUCAAACGGAGCGCUUUGUAGAGCGUGAGAAGCCUGGAUCAAAGGUUCUUGGUGACCGAUCGGCCGGUGCUAAAUCUAGGUUUGAUCCACGCACUUUGGCCGGCCACGCACACCAGGGUACCACACUGCGAGUGCCGAUGCGCAUGGCCACCACCAUCAACGAUUCGCUGUUACGCCACAGCGGUCAUAACCCUCAGAAAGUGCGUGAGAGAGCUGCUCAAUAUUACGUCGAGCUCAACACUGGGUCUCGAUUCAAGCCUGGCAUCACCAACAAGGAAACACCUCGGCGAACCAAGGAGACCACAUCUGGAGGGUUUCAUCGACCUACGGAUGACCCUCUGGAUGUGGAUGCACACAUGGCAGGUGUAUUUUUACAAAAUUAUGCCAGCAUUUUUGCAGCUGUUUCAGAGACGAAGCGACGGAUGGAUGCAAAUCUGGAGCGGUUACGCAAGGCCGGACACAAAAACGUGCCCAAGGAAUGGCGGCCAGAACGUGUUUUGGAUAUUGGGUUUGGACCAGCAACCGGAAUGGCUGUAAUUAACGAGGUGUUUUCACGGGACCCAGGGUUUGGACCUAGCCGCAAAACGGCUGUUAUUAUUGGUCACCCGUAUAUGGCAAAGCGAGCACGGGAGGUUCUUGGGAGUCAAGCUAAAGAGGUUCUUGAGUUUGUGCACUUGCCUCGGGAGGCUGCGGAGGAGUCGAUGGCGGAACUUGAGGAGACUCGUGCGGCCCAAGAGCUUGCUGAUUUGGAGCGAGGAGAGGGACGGACUGUGGAGUAUUCUACCAUUACGAAAAUCACUCAACAAGUGCCUGUAAACCCUGCAGGAGAAAUGGCUAAUUCGAGGAAAUAUGAUUUGAUUGUGGCUACUCACCAGCUGUACCGAGGCGAUGCGCGGUUCCCAGACUCUGUGGACGAGCGAACAGAGCAGUUGCUUGGUCUUCUUGCUCCUGGGGGUGCUCUUGUGUUUGUGGAACGUGGUGAUCCUCAUGGAGCAGAGGCAGUAGCUCGAGCUCGUCAAGUUAUGUUUCGUCCUGAGAAUUAUGAUGUUGAGGUUGGGAAGCCAGCGGCACGGCCAUGGAAGGGAGGUAAACGAUUACGGCCUGUGGAUGCUACUACGGAGGAGCGUGAACUAAGUUCUGAGGAGAUUUCAGAGCUUGAUCUUCCACCAGAGCUUUUGGCUGAGUACGAUGUUGUUGAAGAGUCGAGUGGGUCUUCUUCUUCUUCUUCUUCUACUGGUUCGUAUAACCUACAAGUGCUUGCGCCAUGCACCCACCUUAACAAGUGUCCGUUGCAAAUUGGGAUCCAGGCCCGGACACGCGACACGUCUGCGAAAUUCAACUGGUGUCGGUUUGGACAAAUUGUACAGCGGCCCAAGUUUUCUCAGGAACUUAAGAAGGGAGUUUUCCUUGCUGCGAAAUGGGCUGGUAAGGCUACAGGACGAGCAAAGGAUGGUCGUGGGUUAGCCGGCAGUGGUCGGCCACAUGCACGGUCAUACGAAACUGCUGUGUUUAGUUAUUUAUCUGUGAUGCGAGAGCCUGAAGAGGCUGGGAUAACAAGAGGAGAGCCCGAAAGCCGGAUCAUGCGUGCACCGCAGAAGCGGGACGGGCACGUGGUGAUGCACGUGUGCUCGGAACGCGGAGCGAUGGAAGAAUGGAUAGUGCCACGGUCGUUUGGCAAGCAAGCGUACCAUGAUGCACGCAAAGCAUCUGGAGGUGACUUAUGGGUGCUUGGGGCCAAAACGCGGGUCGUCAAGGCUGGGGCUCAAGAAAAGUUAGAGCAAUUUUUAUCAGGCAAGACCAAGUCAGAGGAAGAGGAAGGUGAAGGGGAAGGUGAAGAAGAAGGUAAAGGAGAAGGAGAAGAGGAGACAUUUGCUUAUGAUGAAGCAUGGACUUCUAGAAAAGAUAAACGUAAAGCUGCAAGGGCUCGCGUGCGUGAGGAAAGACGAGCAGAGCGUGAGCUACGAGGAGAAUUGGGAGGCCAUAAAGCAUUUGCCAGUCGUGAUGAUGGAGCAGUUUUCCGUGGUCAUGAUCCUCUUCCUGAGCAUUUGGCUGAGCACUACGGGGUUGAAGAUACUGGACCGUUUGGAGGAGAUGGUCGACGAUGA
Magnusiomyces paraingens is the source of this 2367-nucleotide messenger RNA. RefSeq lists its product as uncharacterized. NCBI's taxonomy places the organism in Eukaryota, Fungi, Ascomycota, Dipodascomycetes, Dipodascales, Dipodascaceae. Gene Ontology annotation, cellular component: mitochondrial small ribosomal subunit. The transcript has a single exon. Gene Ontology annotation, biological process: translation. The record is from RefSeq and is a predicted model, not a curated record. Gene Ontology annotation, molecular function: structural constituent of ribosome; methyltransferase activity. The coding region runs from base 1 to 2367 and encodes 788 amino acids.